UUGAGAACUGGUUUGAGUCCAUAAGCGAGAAUUGGCCAAUGGGACUUUACAAUCCGAGAGAUUCUGGAGAUAGCAAUGAAGGCUCUGGUAUACCUGGCGUGGAAAAGGUUGUUUUCUACCAGCGUCCAAGCUUCGGGUUGAAGAUAUGGGGGCCCUUUGUUCCAGCAUCUGACAACCUGACUGCGCUGUACAGCUUGACAGCGUUACAGACUGUCAUAGGCAUUACGAUGUUCCGUACGGUACGUAUGAGGUGGAGAGAUACGUCAUUCUGGGGGAGGGUGACUAAAGGUGCGAACGCAAUCGGUGGUUCGUACGUUCUAUUCAACUCGGGACUCGAGGUAUCUCGUCUUCUACUACCGUAUGAUCCUUGGUACGACGAGGCAAAACGUGCAAGAGAGAGUGCCAUUGCGCAGGGGAAGAAACCGAACUGGUGGUUUGGUCCAUUGGACCAGAAGCCGAUGAGUUUGGCCGAAUGGAACGAAAAGAUGGAUGUUUGGAUUCUGGACCAAGAGGAGAACUUGGAUAGACAGUCUACAGCGUUGGUGGGGAGCCCAGAGAUCAAAAUGGGAUAUAAUCACAUCAAGGAGCAGAACACCAGAAGACAGAGCGAAAUCUUGGAGCAGUUGCAGCACAACACCUUUGAGAGAAACCGCCCUCUACACCAAUCAAAGGUGGCUCUCAGAGAGCUGCACAACCCCAAACACCAAGUAGUGAUACCGGAAGAGUACCAAUCAGAGGAAAACUCGGACUUCUACGAGAUAUGGGAUCUCAAUGAUCCCUGGAACGUGCUGGCCAACGAUGCCAACAUCUUGGUGAGGUUUAUCCCAGCAUCAGUGGACAUAAAGGCAGACGACAAGGUGCAAGAAAGCACAACAUCAUGAAUCACCACACGCACUAUGAACAGCCGGCGCCAAAAUGGUAACCAAACACAUAGUGAACAUCUCUGCGUGUAUAUAAGCAUACAAUGGUAAAUAGCAAUGAUCAAUGAAAACAAGAA
Williopsis jadinii is the source of this 997-nucleotide messenger RNA. It is a transcript of the gene MGR1, whose product is annotated as Mgr1p. NCBI's taxonomy places the organism in Eukaryota, Fungi, Ascomycota, Saccharomycetes, Phaffomycetales, Wickerhamomycetaceae. Gene Ontology annotation, cellular component: mitochondrial inner membrane. The record is from RefSeq and is a predicted model, not a curated record. The coding region runs from base 39 to 881 and encodes 280 amino acids. The transcript has a single exon.